AUUUCUGACCCGGGAGAGCGGAGCAGCUGGAUGGACAGAUUUCUAUGUCGAGUGAGAAGGAAGCAGGUCAGGCUGAAGAGGAGGAUUAUGGUGUCACUGUGCUCGGUGGCGGUGCUGCUGCUGCUGGCAGUAGUGAUGAUGCGCGUGAGCCGCGGGGGAACCUUCACCUGCCCGCCGGUGUGCAGGUGCACCGCAGACACACUGGGCUGCACCGGGGAAACCGAGAGCAGAGCCCGGGGAACAUCCUCCACUACCGACCUAAGAUUAGCACAUCUGCCUUUGACAGAAGUACAAAGUGGAACUUUUCAAGGUCUCAUCAACGUGUCCAGAAUUGAAAUUUCCCAAAGUGACUCCAUCAGAAAAAUCCAAAGCGAGGCAUUUCUCUCAAUCCACAACCUUAUCGAGAUCUCAAUACUGAACAUCAUUCACCUGUUGGCUAUAGAAAAAGGUGCCUUCGCAGAUCUACCAAGACUGAGAUACCUGAGCAUCUGCAACACGGGAAUAAGGCAUUUCCCUGAUUUCACUCAUAUCUCCUCACUGGGGCUGGAUUUCUUCCUGGAAAUGGGAGACAACAUGCAGAUAAACAGCAUCCCUGCCAAUGCAUUUCAAGGCAUAUCCAAAGCGGACAUGCACAUGAAUCUUGUCCGAAAUGGAUUUACUGAGAUCGACUCUCACGCCUUCAAUGGGACCAGACUGGAAAAGUUGAUUCUGAAAGAUAACCGGCACCUUAUUAAAAUCCACGAUGAUGCUUUUGAAGGAGCUGAAGGACCAAAUUUGCUCGAUGUAUCAUCCACCGCUCUCCACUUGCUCCCUAGUCGAGGACUGAGAGAGGUGAAGGUUCUCAUAGCACACUCUACACCUUCCCUAAAGAUCCUCCCUCCGCUCGAGACCCUCGCAGAACUUCAGGAGGCCGACCUGACCUACCCAAGCCACUGCUGUGCCUUCAACACCUGGAAACAUGACAACAAGGAGACCGCUGUAUUUGGCCGCUUUAAGAACCUAACCAUGUUGUGUAACAUGGCUGACCAAACAGAUAGCAUGGAUCCAUCAGGUGAAGAUCUUAACGACAUCAAUUUCCACUACCCCGAUCUGGAGUUGUGCAUCAGUAGUAGCUCCUUCAAGUGCACCCCAGAACCGGAUGCCUUCAAUCCUUGCGAGGACUUGCUGGGUCAUACCUUCUUGCGUGCCAUCACUUGGAUUGUCACUGUUUUUUCUCUUGUGGGAAACCUUGCCGUGCUGCUGGUUCUACUCCUGAGCCACCAGAAGCUGGGCGUCUCCCGGUUCCUCAUGUGCAACUUGGCCUUCGCAGAUCUGUGCAUGGGCUUCUAUUUGCUGCUAAUUGCCUUGGCGGACUAUCGCUCGCGUCAAGAGUACUACAACCACGCUAUGGAUUGGCAAACAGGCAUGGGAUGUGGGAUAGCUGGGUUCUUGACUGUCUUCUCAAGUGAACUGUCAAUCUAUACUCUCACCAUGAUUACCCUAGAGCGUUGGCACACUAUCACUCAUGCCAUGCAGAUGAGCAGGAGACUGAGGCUUCGCCACAUGGUCACUAUGAUGGCAAUUGGUUGGGGAUUUUCCCUUUUAAUGGCUCUACUUCCUGUCAUUGGAGUUAGCAGCUACACAAAGGUCAGCAUCUGCCUUCCGAUGGACAUCGAAACUCCAGUUUCGCAGGGUUAUGUGGUGGCUGUGUUGGUCAUUAACGUGGCAGCCUUUUUAAUGGUUUGUUCCAGCUACGCUGGGAUUUACUUAAGCGUGCACAACCCAAAUGUGCCGACACGUCACGGAGACACAAGGAUGGCCAAACGAAUGGCAGUGCUAAUCUUUACGGACUUCCUGUGCAUGGCACCCAUCUCGUUCUUUGCCAUUUCCGCUGCUUUACACAUGCCUCUUAUCACAGUCUCCCAAUCCAAAAUCCUGCUCAUCCUUUUCUAUCCAAUCAACUCACUGUGCAACCCAUUUCUGUACACCAUAUUCACACGAGCCUUCCGCAGGGACAUGUGUCUGCUUUUAAGCCGAUGCGGCUGCUGCCACACACAAGCGGAGUUCUACAGAUCGCAGGGUCUGUCAGGGGUCACCUUGGCUCCCAAGAAGAAGAGCGUGAGGAAAUCUCACUCGAAUCACUUUCGAGCGUACCACAAGCUGCAGGGAUGUUUUUUCAAUAAAGCUGCAACAUGAGCUUCAAUUUUCAAACUACUGAAUGAUUGACUGCUAAGCAACAAUCUGUGAAUGCUGUACAUACUGUGAACGCUCUUUAUAUAUUUUAAUUUAUUAUUCAUUCAUAUUUGUUUUCUGGACUUUGAAACCAUGUUCUAAAUGGGAUUUUCCUCCACACAAAUUGAAAACAAUUCAGUUUUAAAAAACUUUUUAUUAAACUUGUUGGUAGCAAGGAUGGGUUUAUUUUAGUUUGAACCCCCAACCAUUUCCUAACUCCUUGUUCUUAGUAACCGUUGCCAUCCAUCAUUAUGUCAUUUAAACUUUCAGCAAUUUACCAGGUGUUUCCUCAUGCAUAUAUUCUGAAUUUGAAAUGAAGCACAAGAUAUAAAUAAUAGGUAAACCUGGAGAACUUGUUUUUACUCAACUCGAUACCCCUGGCAGGUUUUCUCAGAUUUCAAAGCUAAAAAGUACAUUUUAGAAGUAGCCAGAUUUUGCUUUGUCUCUAUAUUAGAUCUCACAAGAACCACACACCUGUCUGCACAUUUUGCUUGCAGUUUUAUUUGGUUACCUGAGCAAGUCUGAAAUCAAGAAUAAGCCAUAUACAUGAAAUUACUUCUGUAAUAAGUUGCAUAUAAUCAACUUUGGCUUGCCUUUGCAGAACCAACCUACCCUAUACUUGAGAUUAUGAGAAUUGUGCAGCUAUGACUAAUUUUAAAAGGUGCUUUUCUAAUAUUAACAGAGUGAUAACUAUCAAGUAGUAUUAUUUGGCCUCAAACUUCUUGUUGAGCAUGUGAAAAAGGCACCACAAACUCGAGCUGGAUCUCAAGACGCAUGGAAACCUGAGCAAAUUAGCAUUGGGCUUAAAGAAGCAUAAUUAGGAAAGAAAUAAUCCAUGACUUUUUUUUUUUUUAGUCCAUGGAGUUUAUAAAAUUUAUGCAUACUGAAGACGCUGGUGUCAGCUUGUACUUGAAACCUUUCUUGACCUCCACAACUGAUCUAUUGUCUUGUUGCCUCACCUUUUUUUUUUAAUUGAAAA
Molecule: messenger RNA, 3190 nt
Organism: Neoarius graeffei (lesser salmon catfish)
Lineage: Eukaryota; Metazoa; Chordata; Actinopteri; Siluriformes; Ariidae
Product: lutropin-choriogonadotropic hormone receptor-like
Exons: 11
Coding region: 31-2175 (714 amino acids)
Biological process (GO): follicle-stimulating hormone signaling pathway; male gonad development
Cellular component (GO): membrane
Molecular function (GO): luteinizing hormone receptor activity; follicle-stimulating hormone receptor activity
Source: RefSeq, a predicted model, not a curated record